UCAUUUACCCCUCGUGUGCAUUAGUGUUUUUACACAAUAAUUUACGGAGUAGUUUUCAACUGUUGCAUUGUUUGCUUUGAUGGCUCCGAGUCCGUGCCUGGUGAAUUUAUUUUUAAAGUUACGAAGCUCCGGCCUCGUCCAUCAGCCCCAUGUCCUUCCCGAGCCAAUUAACUUUUUAUUAUCCAUACAUAACACAAUGCCAUGCUUUGAAGUUCAGUCACGACAAUGUAUGACCCACACAGUGAUGACUUCACAUGAGUGUUGCUGUGCACGGUUAUGCACGAGGCCCCCAUCAAAUUUUAACCAGGGGGCCAAGGCUCUGCAGACAUUGGGGACUCCAAGCAGAUUGAACAAAUGAGAUACGAGCUUUAGAAUUGGCAAGAUAAGCAGGGGGGGCGGUGGGCAGGAGGGUUGGGACAUCAGAGCAACCUGCCACCCCCUUCCCCAUCCCUCCCAUAUAGUGAGUCUCAUUUGAGCACUGUGACCAGACAUUUUCAAAGGGCAAGAGCGACCUGCUGACAUUGAAAAGCCACCGGUGUUGUUUUAACGGAGCAGAGGACUGACUUGCCUUGUGUAUCACUCAGCCAGCUCUGCUGACAAAGGCCACAAUAGCGCGUUCCGUUUUCUUUAUGGUCCUUGUGAACGGGCUGCCGCACCGAUGCUGAGGCCGCUUCUGCUCGCCGUGGCCCUGUGGGCCGGGCUGGCAUGGGCCGGCUGCCCGCCCAGGUGCUCGUGCCGUGGCCGCAUCAUCCAGUGCCCGAAGCAGGACCUGGCGGGGAUCCACUUCCACAUCCCGCGUGACACCGAGGAGCUGUGGAUGUCCUCGAACCGCAUCUCCUCGCUGCAGGCGGGCGCCUUCCGCGGCCUCACGCGCCUCACCGUCCUCAACCUGGCCCACAACGAGCUCACCUACCUGCCCGCCGGAAUCUUCGACGAGCUCAAGAACCUGCGCGUGCUCAAUCUCAACAACAACAAGCUCAAGUUCUUGCGCGAGGGCACCUUCGACCGGCUGCCCAAGCUCAAGGUGCUGCACCUGCACGAGAACCAGCUGCGCUCGCUGCCCGAGGGCUGCCUGGACCGGCUGGAGAGCCUGGAGGGGGUACAUCUGCACGACAACCCCUGGGACUGCGGCUCCUGCACCGUGCUCUACCUGAGCCACUGGCUCAGUCAGAACACCCUCAAGGUGAAAGGCGCGCACUGGUCCACGGACCCCGAUGCCGUUCGCUGCAGCGGUGGCGUCCGUGGCGUUCCCGGCGUUCCCGUGCGGAGCGUGGACACGGCCGCCCUGGGCGGGGACUCGCACUGCCAGCUCGGGGCGUGGGGCUCGUGCCCGGACGCUUGCUCGUGCGUGGGCAACGCGGUCGACUGCAGCUACCGGGGGCUGCCGAGCGUCCCCGCUGAGAUCCCCGUCAACACGGAGGUGCUGUGGCUCAACGACAACAGCAUCCGCAACGUGUCGGCCACUGCGCUCUCUAAGCUGUCGAAGCUCACGCGCCUCUACCUGUCCAACAACGGGCUGGAGGAGCUCGCGCCCGGCAGCUUCGACGACCUCCGGCGCCUGGAGAUCCUGCGGCUGGGCCACAACUCCCUGAGCACGCUGCCCGGUGGGCUGCUCGACCGCCUCGCCGCCCUGCAGGAGGUCUACCUGCACAACAACCCGUGGGGCUGCGGCUGCGGCGACGACGAGGCCUACCUGCGGCGCUGGGUGUCGCGCAACGCACCGCGUGUCAAGGUGUUCGCUGGGGAGACAUACCCCGACAGCGCGCGCUGCGCCGGGGACGGCUCGCCGCUCCGGAGCAGCGGGGCCUCGUGCGCCACCGGCCCUGCGUUCAACGGCAGCUUCUUCCUGGGGUGACGGCCGCCGGCCGCCCCGCCUACCCACCCACCAACUCACCCAUCCACCCACCAGUUCACUCAUCCACCCACCCACCACCUCACUCACCCACGCACCUACUCACCCACCGACCAACUCUAUGUACGGUGCGAAUGAAGUUCAACGAACAUACACCGAUACAACUUCUUCGGCCGUUUCCUGACAAAGUGAGAUUUUCUCCACCAGGCUGCAAGAGUUCAGGAAUAACUUUAUUUUGUUCGCAUGCGUAUGAUAACACGAUCAUUGUCAUAAAAUAAAACAAAAUAUGCAAAAGUAGAAUCAGCUAAUUGGGUGCUUUAUAUUGUUAAAUUUUAAAGCAAGUGCUUGGGUAAUGAAGUAUAAUUUUGAGAGGAAAUGAGUGAGCCAAUGUGCAUCAGUUCCUCAGCAAACUCUACUUUGUAAUGCAUUGCACAAGUUUGUGUUUGGCAGUUUAAUGCAACAAUAAACACAUUCCUGCAGAGGGAGCUGGUAGGGACGUUGGGUUGCUCGGUCAAU
Petromyzon marinus (sea lamprey) is the source of this 2368-nucleotide messenger RNA. RefSeq names its product protein slit. Gene Ontology annotation, molecular function: protein binding. Lineage: Eukaryota; Metazoa; Chordata; Hyperoartia; Petromyzontiformes; Petromyzontidae. The record is from RefSeq and is a predicted model, not a curated record. Gene Ontology annotation, cellular component: plasma membrane.